Molecule: messenger RNA, 3422 nt
Organism: Xenopus laevis (African clawed frog)
Lineage: Eukaryota; Metazoa; Chordata; Amphibia; Anura; Pipidae
Gene: arhgap11a.2.S
Product: Rho GTPase activating protein 11A, gene 2 S homeolog
Exons: 13
Coding region: 413-2824 (803 amino acids)
Biological process (GO): signal transduction
Molecular function (GO): GTPase activator activity
Source: RefSeq, a predicted model, not a curated record
ACACAGAAACCAAUUCUGCUUGGGAAAGCAAUUCAUGUGUUUGUGUGUGUAUAUGAAAUAAAUGGGCACAUGUGAACAAGUUAAAGAAGCUGAUGAUGUAGAAACAGAUUAUUUGAGUAGUUUGCAGUGCUGGUGUGACUUUUGAAGUGUUUCAAGCAUGUGUGAAUGCAGUGGCCAACAGGGAGCCUAGUUUUGGUGAGAUAAUGAGUCCACAUGUGGGAGGGCUCCUGCACUAAGUGAACACAUGGUGGGGCAAGUGGAGUCUUUACAAAGUCUGUUGGCUGAGGAGAUUUUAGUUGUGUGUCUGAAUGGUUGUAACGAUGGGCAUAAUAAAGUCAAGUUAUGUCUGGAUUCUAGGCAUAAAGAACAGACUGUAGCCCCACAAGUUACUCUGUACUAAGCUGAGACGACCAUGAGGGCAACUGGACCCUCCUCUGCUAUAAUUCAGCACCUGAAAGCCUUGGGCAUCAAAAUCCGCCUGCCGAAGAAAGUCCCCAGUCCGGAUGUGCAGAGAAAGACUUCCAGCCAUGGCCUCUUCGGGACCCCCUUGCACUGCCUCCCACCCUGUAACACAGAAGAAAACAUCCCACAGUUUGUGGUUGAUACCUGCCAGUUCCUCAGCUCUCAUCUUGGUACAGAAGGACUUUUUCGGAAAUCUGGCUCUGUAACUCGUAUCAAAACACUAAAGGCUCAGCUGGAGUCAAAGGGAUGCAGUUUGGAGUCUGCGCAACCAAGUGAUGUUGCUGCUUUGUUGAAGCAAUUUUUCCGGGAGCUUCCGCAGCCUCUUAUACCUCUGGAGCUGCAGGAGCCUCUCUGUCAGAUUCAAGAAAUGCCGAGUGAUAAGAGUAAAGGAUCAGCCACAAUCUUGGUGACGUGCCUUCUCCCUGCCAUACAUGUGGGAACCCUAAAAUAUUUCUGCACCUUUCUUCAGAGGGUAGCGUCCAGGUGCAGUGAAAACCGGAUGGAUUCAUCUAAUCUGGCUGUAGUUUUGGCUCCAAAUCUUUUUGCAAGCACAGGGUUGGGUGAAAGGCUGACGCAAAGUAAUGAAAGGCAACUCCAACUUCAGACAGCCGUCAUGCAAACUCUGAUUGACAAUGCCAGCAAUAUAGGACAGCUUCCUUCAUUUAUUCUUAGCAAGAUUCCUCUGGCACAUGAUGCUGAAGAAGAGUCCGUGACCCCCAGUGGAGGAGUAAAUCGGCGAAGGCGCAGGCGGAGCAUGAGUGGAUUUGUUAAUGAAGCACUCAGUAAAUUAAAGCCAGGGCGAGGUGCAUCCGUCAAUGUCCUAGACCAAGCUACUGGUGAAGAGGGGCAACAUGAAAGAUACAAAAGCAAGCGUAAAGCAUCUGAGGACUCUGGGAGUGGGGAGCAUUGCACAGCCAAGAAACGAAAGUCUUUGCGAGAUAUUACAGAUGAAAAAUUAUAUAACGAAAACCUAUGUGAACCCGUGAGCUCCGUGUCUCCAGAGAGAGUUUUCAUAGAUGCUUCACCAGAAUAUCUGUCAAGUCCCAGCACACCUCUAAAGCUUAGCACAGGGUCCCCAGCCAUACCAGCAACUCCUGAAUCAGCCCCCCGGGGACAGAGGGUAAGGGGCAAGCGGAAAGAGAACAAACGACUAAAGCGGAUGCAUUCUGGCCACAUCUGUGUGUCUCCUGCUCAACUGGAGAGAAAGGAGAAAGUCCGUAGCUCUAUGCGUCUCUUCCAUCGGACGCGUGUUUCCAAAAAACCGACUCUUGAUGGAAAGAACCUGGAGACUAGUGGUUGGAACCUGAUGAAAAGAAUGGUAGCAGAAGCUCUAGAAGGACCUAUCUUUAAUGGCAGGGAUUUUCGCGUUGCCCCUUUGUCUUUAAAAGUAUCUGGGCAAAUGGUCCCUUUGAUUUCUGAGGAUUCUAAUUAUAAACACCCCACAUCCCCUCCUUGUUUAAGAUCCUCUCCAUUCUGGAAGUCUACAGGAAGAAGCAGGGAGAAGUCAGAAACAUCAUCUUCUGCAAAGCAGAAAAGAACUCUCCGCCGCUCUCUCAGUAUGCCAGAAAAAUUGGGAGAAGGUACAGGCGCAGAAGAGGGUCAAGAACGCACAAUCCAAAAUGAAGAUGCUUUCUCUUUCACCCAGGAGCAAGAUGGCAUCUUAAAAUUAAGGGCUGAGGAGAGCUCAGAGUUAAAGACAAAAGUAGAGGGACUGAAUGAUGUGAGAGAUUCCUUAUCACCCACCAAGCUCGGUAUAGAGAGUAUUCAUUCAAAAGAUGACUUUUCAUUCCAUAGACAAGUCUCUGUGUCUGAGUUGCAUCAAAACUCCCAGUCUUUAAGGAGGAAAGAAGGACAUACGGCACAGUAUCGAAGCGUACGAAAGCUGGUGCUGAGUUUUCCUUGGGACCCUUAUAUUAACAGUGACCCGUAUAUUAACAGUGACCCUCAUCAAAAAGAUUGGGAAGCACUUUCCACCCACCCUAUUAAACGAAAGGGGGCAAGACGCUUUGGGCGUUCCAUAAGCCAUGAAAGUGGGCUUGGCUCAACAGAGGAACAGAAUGGACAAAUUAGUGGGCUAGCUCCAUCUGCCAACAGCCCCAAAAAGUCUCUGAGGGGAAGAAGUCGACAAGUGUUCGUAAGUCGCAAGAAUAUUACUCUCAGUAGCUGUGCCCAGAAAAGUCUAGAGACCACAAAGCCAGAUACAAAUGUAGUAGAUCCUGCAGGCCAGUGUUUCAUUAAUAACUGGGAUCUAUCGCUUGUACAACAAUUGAUGGAGGAAGAUAAACAAACUUACAGAAGUUCACCAAAAUACCCUCUAUCUGCCACCAGCCUGGAACCUAUCAGUGACUUAAUCGAUUUUUAAAAAAUGUCAGUGACAAAACAAACACUGACAAAAAGCACAUACAUAAUUAUCCUCUAUCACCAGAAGCUGUACAUUCUUGGGUCAUGUUUAUUGGCAGCAGAAAAGAUUUUCCAGUUCAUGUUGCCAUUGGGGAAAUAGCCAAUUUAUUGCAAAACGACCCAAACGCUUAAAAAUUGUAGGUACCAGCCUGACCAACAAGGCUAUUGUAUAUACUGAUUAGUUAGUAAAAGUAAGCUUAAUUUAGAUACAGAAUAAAUGGGGGAAAAUGAUUACGAUUCUAUGUAUGCGUUGUUAGCAUAGCAUCAGCCUUAUUGUAAAUAUACAGGGGUUUCAUAUUUCUAGGGGCAAUAGAAGUCAUUCCAUAUCAGUUGUGUAGUAGCAUAAAGGUUGUGGCAGCCGCCGAUGAUCAUUGUGUCUGUAAUCUUAACCUACAGAGUUAUGCAGUUGAUUUCACUGGCCGCUAAACUGAAACGCAAGAUUGUUUGUCCGCAAAUAGUGCUCUUUUUUCUUGUCUUUUUGUGUUUUCCCAUUUUUUCAUGUUUUUAAACUAUUCUUUUAAAAAAAAAAUUUAAAUAAAAAAUUGCCUAUUUUGUUUUAA